UCACGUCCGUGUAUGCGGAAACCCGAAGUAACAAACGCAGACCUGCAGAUGGAGGAAAACAUCCCAGUGACGCUGGAACAUGGAAACUCCGAGUUCCACCAGAAGAACUUCCCACAGGCAGAGCAGCUGUACUCUCAGUUCAUCACUUCCUGUUUGCUCUCCAGGAAAUGUGAUGCUGCCAGUUUGGCCAGAGCUUAUAACAACCGCGGUCAGAUAAAGUACCUCCGGGUGGAUUUCCAUGAAGCGGUGGAGGAUUACACUGCUGCUAUUCAGGCUGACGCUCACUAUGAAGUACCUUUCUACAACAGAGGACUGAUCCGAUACAGACUGGGUUUCUUCGACGACGCCGUGAGUGACUUCCAGCAGGCGUUGAAGCUCAACCCAGAGUUUGAAGAUGCCAAAGUGAGUCUGCAACAGACGCUUCUGGACCGGCAAGAGAAGACAAACAGAGGAUACUGACACUCUCAUAAACUACAGACAGCGUGUUUUAUAUGACCUGAAGUCUGGUGCUCAAAAUAAAAGAUACCGUCAUUGUUUUUA
Messenger RNA from Pleuronectes platessa (European plaice), 540 nucleotides. RefSeq names its product tetratricopeptide repeat domain 32 (gene ttc32). Lineage: Eukaryota; Metazoa; Chordata; Actinopteri; Pleuronectiformes; Pleuronectidae. Gene Ontology annotation, molecular function: protein binding. The record is from RefSeq and is a predicted model, not a curated record. The transcript has 3 exons. Bases 13 to 459 code for a protein of 148 amino acids.